AUGAUGUUCUUCAGUUCGAUCAUUAACCCUAUUUUCAGAACAUGCCUGAAUACUUUCUCUAAAGUAGAGGCACCUUCACUUAUUUUGACGAGAAGUCUUAUGAAAACUCACAAAGGAGCUGCAAAGAGGUGGAGAAAGACUGCAACAAGCUUCAAGAGAGGCAAAGCCGGAAGAAGUCAUGGUAACGCUGGAUGGUCGCGCAGAUCUCUAAAAUCACUAAGUGGGAAGACAUUAGCACACGAAACGCACAUUAAACACUUGAAAAGAUUAAUGCCCAACUAA
Molecule: messenger RNA, 282 nt
Organism: Torulaspora delbrueckii
Lineage: Eukaryota; Fungi; Ascomycota; Saccharomycetes; Saccharomycetales; Saccharomycetaceae
Gene: MRP35
Product: mitochondrial 54S ribosomal protein bL35m
Exons: 1
Coding region: 1-282 (93 amino acids)
Biological process (GO): translation
Cellular component (GO): ribosome; large ribosomal subunit
Molecular function (GO): structural constituent of ribosome
Source: RefSeq, a predicted model, not a curated record